Messenger RNA from Spodoptera litura, 1757 nucleotides. RefSeq names its product esterase OVCA2. Gene Ontology annotation, cellular component: cytoplasm; nucleus. The record is from RefSeq and is a predicted model, not a curated record. Gene Ontology annotation, molecular function: hydrolase activity. Lineage: Eukaryota; Metazoa; Arthropoda; Insecta; Lepidoptera; Noctuidae. Gene Ontology annotation, biological process: response to retinoic acid.
GUAGUGUUUUCGGGCUGUCAUUUUAUUAGUUUGUUGUCCAAGAUUGUCAGUCUUCGCGAUGUUUGCUUAUCGUCCGAGUUCAGGAAUAUAACCUCUGGAGUUGCUCUCGGAGUUAACAAACAGAUAUCAGUAAAUAAAUUAUUGUGCGAAUUGAAUGUGCUGUGUGUAUUAAAUUAAGGCGGCAUAAUGUCGGCAGAACAAUCUGGCUCAAGUGGUACCUCAAACCCACCUUCAGCUUCUACUAUGACUAACGAAAUGCCGUCGGGACUUUCGGUUUCAACUUCAAGCGAAACACCAUCGACUUCAAUUUCAACCGAAACACCGUCAGCUUCGACAUCAAGUCAAAUACCUCUGUCUUCAAGUUCGAGCCAAUUACCCUCAAAUUUAACUUCAAAUAUUGCACCUGAAACUAGUAACCCAUCAACCUCAAAAAGUGCAGAAAAAAAAAUUGAUCCAAUGAAGUUAAAAAUUCUGUGCAUUCAUGGGCAUAGACAAAAUGGUGACAGAUUUAAAGCUAAAUUAGCCGCUUUUCGGAAAAUUGUUGAUAAGUAUGCAUACCUUUCAUAUGUAACUGCUCCACAUGCUGUUGCUGACACAACGGGUGGUGGUGAUCAAGAUCCCAGAACUUGGUGGUAUAAUACUGAAGACAACAAUUACAGCGGAAAGUGUCUUGGAGGGCCUGCUUAUGGAUUUGAAGAAACAUUGGAGGUAGUGAAAACGGGAGUAAGGGAGCAUGGACCAUUUGAUGGGUUAUUGGGCUUCUCACAAGGAGGCUGUCUUGUGGGUUUACUAGCUGCUAUGCAGCAGAAACGAUUGUUGCCGUACAGAUUCAGAUUCGUUAUCAUUAUAUCAGGCUACUUAUCUGGAAGUCUUGUUCACAAGGGCUUCUAUGAACAUAAUCUUAUUACCAUACCAUCUCUACAUGUUUAUGGAGAAACUGACUCCAUGAUACCCAAAGAAAUGAGUGAAACCCUUGCAAACAAAUUCAAUGACCCUGUAACUUUUGAGCAUCCCAAUGGCCAUUAUGUUCCGGUCUCAGGGCCAGUUAAAGCAGUCUAUGAAGACUUUCUUGCUGACAUGUAUCAGCAAAGGCUAAUAUACAGACAAGAAGUUGAGCGGACAGCAGAAUAGCCAUCUCUCUUUGAAGCUCAUCCCAUGCUUACCAGCCUUUUGUUGGCAGAUAGUGAGCUGCCAGAUUUACCCAUUUUUGCACUAACCCCUAGCUAUCAGCUGCAUCCACCUCCAUUUCCAAAUCCAAACCCAAAUCUAAACCCAAAUCUAAACCCAAACCUAAAUCCAAACCCAAAUCUAAACCCAAACUUAAACCCAAAUCCAAACCCAAAUCUAAACCCAAAUCUAAACCCAAAUCUAAACCCAAAUCUAAACCCAAAUCUAAACCCAAACCUAAACCCAAAUCUAAACCCAAACCUAAACCCAAAUCCAAACCCAAACCCAUAAACCUCAUUGCCUUGUUUUUAUGGGGAAUUGAGUAAUAUUGUAUAGUGUAGCGAUGUUGUGUGCAGGAACACUAACCCUGAUGCACCGUCUAUUAUGACGUCGAUGGUCAGGAGGGGGAAAUGUAAAUAUGCGGCUGCAGGAUGACCUAUCAAAGAGUGGAAUGCUUUUUUCUACAGAAUAAAAUUGCCUAAAUGGACAACAUAUGACAAUGUCGGUUUAUGGCAGCAGUGAUGCAUGUGUUCUAUAUUAUUAUGUAAUUAAUUAAUUAUUAUUCAAAUAAAAUGUAUAACUGCUAACCU